UUUUGAAAUUCGGGCUGCAGCGGUCCCAGAUCCGAACAGCUCUCUGUCAGAUCAGAUCUGGGGUGGCAUCUCCCGGCGGGACCAAGGCCGAACCCGGGCCGAACCAGGGUCCGACCAGGGGGCUGACCCAGGCCGAACCCGGGCCGGACCACCGCAGAAUUGAAGCUGACCAUCUGACAAGAGGAAGCAGCAGAACCCAGGAUGAGCUUCCUGCACAGGCAGCUCAGUCAGCUGCGACCAGCAUGGAGGUGGAAGAAGGGGACGGAGCUGUCCAUCUGCUCCAACACCAGUUUCCCCUGCAAGACCUUCAGCUCAACGUCGUCAGAUCCAGACCCCAUAGAGGUCCACAAGAAGAAGCUUUUCCUGUGGUUCAACCACCUUCCAAAGGAGGAGAAGCAGUUCGGAGGCGUCUUCAGUCCGGAGACGAUGCACGUGGACCCACUGAUCCUGGAGAGGGGGGAGGAGGAGAAGGCCGGACUGCUGUCCUCCCCCUUCCACAGCCAGACUCUCCCCCGCCGUCCACUGAGCGUGGAUAAGCUGUUCGAGCCCACCGACACCUGGAGCGACGCUCUGGGACUCAACGUGCUGAUGUAUGGAGCUGUCGGAACCGGCAAGAGCACCGUGUUCCGGAAACUGGUGCUGGACUGGUGCUCUGAUAUUAGCCUGACCCAGUUCAAGCUGCUGAUUCCGUUCUCCUGUGAGAACCUCCGUCAGCUGUCAAAGGUGUCUUCUUUGAGGGACCUGGUGACCAGGAAGUAUCUGCAUCUGAAAAACCACCCCUCCCUCAGUGGGGAGGGUGACCAAGCCAAGGAUGUCCUCUUCCUCUUCAACGGGAUGGAGAAGAUGCAGUUAGACUUCCGCAUCGGAUCCACAGAGCUCUGUAGCGACCCCAACGCAGCGCUGCCUCCAGAUGUAAUCGUGGUGAACCUGCUGAGGAAAUAUCUGCUUCCUGAGGCCAGCGUCCUGGUGACCACCAGACUUUCUGCUGUGGAACGGAUCCCCCAGAAGUACGUGGGUCGGUACGCUCAGAUCUGCGGCUUCAACGACCCGGACCGCCAGCGCGCAUAUUUCACCAGCCGCCUGCUGCAGCAGACCGGGGAGCCCGUACGCAAGCAAGAGGCCCAGUCUCUGAUAGAGCUGCUUUUCCUGAACCUCCAGCGAGAGAGCCAGCUGGCCACCGCCUGUUUCCUCCCCUCGUACUGCUGGCUAACAUGCGCCACCCUCCACUUCCUCCAUUUCACCAACGCUCAGGCGCCCAUCCGCACGCUGACGGGCAUUUACACCAGCUUCCUGCGGAUGAACUUCGGAGGUGAAGUUGUGAGCAGAGGAGCUGGGGUGAACGUGUCCAAUCAGGAGCAGCACAGUUCACUGAUGCUGAAGGUGGUACGUACAGUGGGUAAACUAGCGUUUGACGGAGUGACGAACAAACGUACAUCCUUCUCAGAGAAGGAACUGGAGCAGUGGAUCGGUGGGAAGACCAAGACUGACGAGGAGCUCCAUCAGCUGGCCAUGUUCCAGACUGAUGUUCUGGACUUCUUCUUGGCUCCUUGUGUGGAAAGCAGGAAAUAUUUACCCAAGGAGUUCAGCGAGAACGAUGAAAGACGAUACGUGUUUGCCGUCCCAGCCAUGCAGGAGUACCUGGCUGCUCUUUACGUCGUUUUAGGAGAAAACAAGUCGGCUCUGGAGAAGCUGACCGGGCAGAUGUCCGUGGCCAUCGGUCAGGCAGGUGAGGACGUCGGUGCCCUCGUCAACAUUCUCUCCAAGUUCAUCCCCCUCCGCAUUUUCGCCGUCUUCAACCUCCUGAAACUCUUCCCAAAGUUCUAUGAGAAAAUAAGUAGUCGCAACAAAGGCAAGAUAGCCAGAACCAUGGCGGCUGAGAUGUUCCGCGUAGAGGACUUCGACAACGAGGAUGUCCUGGACCAAGUGGAGCAAAGCCUUCUGGGGGUUCACGGCCCCACACCGCAGCACCGCAGUGAAGACCAGCCGUUCGAGCUGUACCCCAUCUUCAUGGGGGGACUGCUGCACUAUGGUAACCGCGUCGUCCUGCAGCAGCUGGGCUGCAGCAUCCAGAGCAGCACCGUGGCCCAGAUCACCCGCGGCCUGAGGAACUACCUGGUCCGAGCGAUCAACAAGCCUCUGCCUCCAGAAGAGCUCAUGGACGUCCUGGUCCUGCUGUACGAGUUCCAGAACCCCCGGCUGACUGCAGAGGUUCUGAGCGCCAUCAGAAGCAUUAACCUCUCCAACAUUCGUAUGACGCCCCUCAAGUGCUUCAUUCUCAGCUCAGUUCUUUCAUGCGUCAGCACAAGCGACCACCUGGAGGACCUGGACCUGUCCUCCUGCAUGCUCAACCAUGACCUGCUGCAGAUGCUGUGGCCCGCCUUCAGACACACCCUCAAGCUCAAUCUGCAGUUUAACAGCCUCGGUCCUGAUUCCUGCAUCCUGCUGAGGGACCUGCUGCUGGAUCCCAAAGCUUCCAUCACGUCUCUACAGCUGUGUGACAAUCCCCUGCUGGAUUUGGGGUGCUCCACCCUGCUGGGGGCCCUGCCGGAGAACCGGACCCUGACCCACCUGUCCCUGAUGCACACGGGCCUGGGGGACGAGGGGGCCCUGGAGCUGGCCCGGAGGCUCCAGCAGCACGCGGGGCUGCAGGAGCUCAACGUGGCCUACAACAACAUCGGGGACAACGCGGCGCUGGCGCUGGUGGACGCCUGCAGGGAGCAUCCCAGCAUUCACACCGUCCACUUGUACCUGAACGCUCUCACCAACGUGGGGAAGCAGUCCCUGUACGUCCGGGGGGGUCCAAGCAGCAGCAGCAGGAAGGUCAGAGUUUUGGCUUCAGUCACCGAAGGCUCCGACAUCUCAGAGAACUGGCACCCCAUCCUGAGCGUGAUCCGGGAGAACGCCACGUCCUGGGACCACAAACGGGUCAAAGAGCAGCUGGAGGUCUUUCUCCGGGAUUUGGAGUGGGGCCGUCAGCAGCAGCCGAGCUUCUGGAAGAGGCUCCACUUCCGCAGGGUGGAGAAAGGAGUCCGGAAGACCUUAAAGAUGCUUGAGAAGGACACUGUGCCGCCCAGCAACAAGUAACCUCAAACACCGGCAGAAUUAAAAAGGAAAUGCAUUAUCAGCACCAUGGCCUGAACGAGACUGUGGCCUCACCGGUGCAAGAUCUCCAAGCAGCUGCAUGGAGCUCAUGGUGGUCAACAUCGUGUUCUUCAUGACUCAGCUGCUAGAAAACAGCUGGAGGACUUCCUGGUGUGCAGCACUGUCUCAUCAGAUUCAUGUGUCAUAUGACAUAGUAUUAAUACUCCUGAAAGCUUGAACUGACCCCGCUAACGCCUCCACAACAGCAGAUAGAAGCAUCACACAAUGGUCUCCCCAUCCCAGAACCAAGAUUUCCUUCUCAGCAGAACAGAGAGAAAGUGCCACGCCUUGAAAGAGGUUUUUACCAUUUCAUCAAAAGUACAAGCUCGUUUUGAAUUUCUUGGCGGCUACUCGUCUCUAGAACGUUGGUUCAGGGCGAUGAUUACUUCUGCGUAGCAUCUCCUCUUCUAGCAACUGUGCAUGGACAUCUGAAACUGGGCAGACCAGCCGGUGCAGCUGAUGGAGAGGGAGGUUGUCCCAGUCUGGUCUGAUGUGGGACCAGAGCUGCUUCCUGUCUUUGUACUCCAGAUGUGACAGCUGCUUAAAGGUCUGGACUGCAGGCAGACCGGUUCAGAACCUUGACCUGCUGUUGAUGGAUGCGGUAUGUGGUCCCACGUUGUCCAGUGUUGUCCAAAUUAAAAUGAAUCUGACCAAGAGAACUGGAUGUACAGGGACCUGGAUGAUGUCUGGAUCCAGUUCUAGUACAGUUGUCGCCAUGACACCAGUACUGAAGACAUUUUACAUAAACUAGAGUGAAGCACACGUUUCUGCAGAAUUAGGGGCGCGUUUUAUUGAGUGAAAGCUGCGCUACGUGUCUUUUCAUACCGUCUGCGGUUUGAAACAAGCGUGUUCCAGAGAAGGUGGUGGUUCUUCUGGACCACGUUCAUGUCUUCUUCUCUUUCAUGAAAUGGUAAAAUAUCUCCGCUUCAGCAUCAGACCACGCUGGACCACCUUCAGUGUGUUUCAGGCCGGGGUUCUGAAGUCCGGGAUGGAUCUGCGUUCGAUGCUCUUUUGUGAAUAAAAUCUAGAUUUAGGGGGUCGUGAAUCUCAGCGUUCUGGUUUUUUUUUAUGUUGUCCACCACGUCCCAACCUUUCAGAGCGGAGCGGAGCUCGUAGUUAAAGUGUGAUGUAAGUUCGUGUCCAAUUGUUCCUGGUUUUCUUCGUCAGCUGAAUGAACGUUGUCAUCCUGACGUGUCUUUCCAACAUUCAGCUGACGGCGCUUUCAAAGGCCGUAAAUCUGUUUCUUAACCCGUUUUUAAUGAAAAUGUUCUCUGCAUGAAUGUACUGUCACCGCAGAGCCUUAACACUUUAGGAGAGGGUUUUGUUGGUGACCUGGUUGUGAGAAGAGGCGCGAGCCCACAGAGAUCAUGUGUCCUACGUUUACUAAUGUUUGCUGGCUAAACCAUGAAAUAAAGACGUGACUGAUGAAACAUU
This is a messenger RNA of Cololabis saira (Pacific saury), 4575 nucleotides long. It is a transcript of the gene nlrx1, whose product is annotated as NLR family member X1. Gene Ontology annotation, molecular function: protein binding. The record is from RefSeq and is a predicted model, not a curated record. Gene Ontology annotation, cellular component: mitochondrion. NCBI's taxonomy places the organism in Eukaryota, Metazoa, Chordata, Actinopteri, Beloniformes, Belonidae. The coding region runs from base 202 to 3084 and encodes 960 amino acids. The transcript is spliced from 12 exons. Gene Ontology annotation, biological process: negative regulation of canonical NF-kappaB signal transduction.